AAACUUAUUUUCAAUACGUAGCCUACCAGGGCCAUUACAUGUACAUGUACUCGUCAUUACUAAUGUUAGCAACAAGGAACAUCUUACACCUCUGAAGACCAAUGGCUUAGAAAGAUGAGCCUUUGUCAGGAUACUGGUGCGUGAAAGGUCACUCUCAGUGAGGAUUGUAUCACGAACUCAUACCGCCUCUGAAUGAACUGUUGCACGAUGGCCGUGGUCGAUCUUACCACGUCUCAUAAGACUGCCGUACGGAAGAGCUGGGGAAAGCUUGAUGCCGAGAAGCAUGGAAUGUUGUUAAAGUUAAGAACAUUCCAGCGGAAUCCCAUCUACCAAGAUCUGUUCGAUGAGUUCCAGGGCAAGAACAUAGAAGAGCUGAUCACAACUUGCUACCAAGAUGUCCUCCUCCACACCCUCCCCACAAUGAAUGCCCUCAAUUUUGCCGUCAAGAAUAUGAAUAACCCAGCAGCCUUCAAAAAAUACUUCACCGACCUGGCAAGGUCGUCAUCUGCUGUGCCAAUGGAUAUUGAAUUCAGCAACAUCCAGUCAGUUAUCGUGGACUGUUGGAAUGAGUCGCUGGGAAAAAUGGACAGUUUGACGGAAGAGGCGUGGGCAAUCUUAAUACGAGGCAUCUGUGACGCCAUGAUGGGCUCUACUGACGUCAAGGAAGGUGAAGAGAUCGACGAUGAAAAUUUCACGGCAUAAACUAUUAAACGACUCUCAAAGUCUCGCCAUUCGUAACCGUUGCCAACUGAUUGACUGGACCAGUUUUACUUUUGUACUUUUCGCUUAACCCGAGGGCGUAAUCAUUGGUGGAUAGAUAUGACUUCUUCGAUGGUAUAGUUUAAUUUUACAGCACGCUACGCGUAACUUUAAAUUGCCAAAUGACGCCAUUUCAUGAUGAAGAGGUAAUGAUAGAUACUGUGGUUUUUAACCUCUUCACACACCGUAUGAAGUUCGCCGUUACGCAAUGCCGUAUCCUUCUGCGUACACAGUACGGUGACGACUAGACUUCCAACUGCCCUAUAUCGUGGGACGCUUUGGGCGUGGUUUAUACAACCACGGAACCGCGCCAAUGACAGUUUAUUAUCAAUAUUAAUCCGCUUAGGACAAUAUUAGUUAAGGUAUGUAUCUGGCGUGGGUAUCUGUAUUAAUAAAUAAUGCAAUCAUUCCAAAUCCGUGUGUUCUGGACUACUGAAGGUCCGAGAACGACUAUAAAAGUUUAGAA
Molecule: messenger RNA, 1225 nt
Organism: Lineus longissimus
Lineage: Eukaryota; Metazoa; Nemertea; Pilidiophora; Heteronemertea; Lineidae
Exons: 3
Coding region: 193-702 (169 amino acids)
Biological process (GO): oxygen transport; response to hypoxia
Molecular function (GO): heme binding; oxygen binding; oxygen carrier activity
Source: RefSeq, a predicted model, not a curated record